Cynara cardunculus var. scolymus (artichoke) is the source of this 1248-nucleotide messenger RNA. Its product is annotated as protein JINGUBANG-like. NCBI's taxonomy places the organism in Eukaryota, Viridiplantae, Streptophyta, Magnoliopsida, Asterales, Asteraceae. The record is from RefSeq and is a predicted model, not a curated record. The coding region runs from base 1 to 1248 and encodes 415 amino acids. Gene Ontology annotation, molecular function: protein binding. The transcript has a single exon.
AUGAAUUCCUUGAUUUCCAGCGAAUUGCUUGCAAUCCCACUUCUAUCAAUCAAAAUAACAGGCAGCGCCAGUAACAGCAGUGACGCCGGCAGUAACGACGAUGAGAUCCCGGCGCCGGCAGCACCCCAACCUUUCGUCCACUAUGGGAUUCCCAAAACACCCUCAUCCUUCGCCUACCACCACCCACUAUCCACCGUCACCGGCCACACAGAAUCCGUUUCUUGCCUUGCGUUAUGUGGAGAAUUCAUCCUCAGUGCAUCUCAUGCUAAAGAAAUCAUGGUUUGGCAACAACCCGAUCUCCGUCUGUUCACCAAGUUCGGCCAUGGACGUGGCUCCGUCAAGGCCAUCGUUACCGUCGGAAGCAAAAUCUUUACAGCCCAUCAAGAUUCCAAGAUUAGGGUUUGGAAGGUUUCAAGAAGCCUUGAAAACAUCUUCAAACUCGUUGAAACUCUUCCAACCACAAAAGAUUAUCUUGGUAAGUUCAUGAACCACACUAACUACAUCCAAACACGACGCCAUCACCGACGUUUAUGGAUCGAACACACCGACACCAUUUCAUGUUUAUCGAUUCAUAACGACCUAAUCUACUCUGGUUCUUGGGAUAGAACCAUAAAGAUCUGGAGACUAUCAGACUACAAAUGUUUAGAAUCGAUCAAAGCCCACGACGACGCCAUUAACGCUUUGACAACCAGCAAAGGAACCGUCCUCUCCGCCUCUGCAGAUGGCAAGAUCAAGGCAUGGGAGAGACGACAACGACGACCAGAAGGUUCACAUGUCUUAAAGUUCAUUCUUGAAGGACACAAAGACAUAUCCGUAAACUCAGUGGUGGUUUCCGGCGACGGCACGGUGGUUUACGGUUGUGGGUCGGAUGGUUAUGUGAUGGGGUGGUCAUCGGAUGAUAAUUGGAAGAAGGUGUUUGAAGUGCAAGCACAUAAAAUGGCGGUUUUGUGCAUGUGUAUGAAAGGGGAGAUUCUGUGCACAGGUUCAACCGAUCACAGUAUUGGAGUAUGGAAGAAGGAAGUCAAAGGGUUGACUAAAAUUGGUGUGAUGUUGGGUCAUGAAGGACCAAUCAAAUGUUUACAAGUGUCACCAAGUAGUAUUGGUGGUGGGUUUUUGGUGUAUAGUGGCAGUCUUGAUAAGAGUAUUAGGGUUUGGUGGGUUCCACAGUAUUCUGGUAGGACAAAAGUAGAGGAUUUUAACUCUCCAGUUAAAAUCACAAAGGCAAUCACUACUCCCAUUUUAUUCUAG